Molecule: messenger RNA, 6423 nt
Organism: Hypanus sabinus (Atlantic stingray)
Lineage: Eukaryota; Metazoa; Chordata; Chondrichthyes; Myliobatiformes; Dasyatidae
Gene: mmp15b
Product: matrix metallopeptidase 15b
Exons: 11
Coding region: 405-2159 (584 amino acids)
Biological process (GO): extracellular matrix organization; proteolysis; collagen catabolic process
Cellular component (GO): extracellular matrix
Molecular function (GO): zinc ion binding; metalloendopeptidase activity
Source: RefSeq, a predicted model, not a curated record
CCAAAGUGCAUCGCUUGGAAAUGGCCGGUGAGGCGUGCUGGUGCCGCGACUGGAAAGUACCCACUCUCAUUCUUGGGUUUUGCGCCAUGCUUAGCCGGGCUGAGCAGGACAACUUUAACGCAGAGUGUUGAAGUCUGCUGUCUGCUGUUGCACAAAGAAGGUCAAUUGACUGGAUUUCAUUCUCACUUGCUGGACACCUACAGACAGGACAAGCACACUGCUUUGCAAAAAUUGUAUGGCUUCCCAUUGUCCAUUGACAAAAUGCAUGUUGCUUUGCAGGACCUGCACAUUAACUCUGCCUUAUUUUGGAACAAAAAGUGAGUCCACUCCCUCAAGGUAUAGCUGAUGAAUAGACAAAGUCCUGGCUUCAGUUAUAUGGAUACCUCCCUCAAGGUGGCUUGCGAAUGUCCACAAUGAGAUCAGCACAGACCCUGUCCAACGCUAUCGCUAAAAUGCAGAGAUUCUAUGGAAUUGAAGUAACUGGGGAACUUGAUGAAAACACAAAAAUGUGGAUGAAGAAACCUCGUUGUGGAGUUCCUGACAACUUUGGUACAGAAAUCAAGACAAAUUUACGGCGUAAGCGGUACGCCCUCACAGGGCAAAAGUGGAAUUCAAAACAUAUCACAUUCAGUAUCAAUAACUAUACACCCAAAUUGGGAAAACAUAAGUCGCUCCAGGCUAUCCGCCAGGCUUUUGCCAUCUGGCAGAAAGCUACACCGUUAACCUUUGAAGAGAUUUCGUAUUUCGAUAUCCGAUAUGGCCGCAGGAAGAAUGCAGACAUCGUAGUCUUCUUUGCCUCUGGUUUCCAUGGUGACAGUUCCCCAUUUGAUGGGGAGGGUGGUUUCCUGGCUCACGCCUAUUUCCCUGGCAUUGGAAUGGGUGGUGAUACACAUUUUGAUUCAGAUGAGCCAUGGACACUGGGAAACACGAACCUUCAAGGGAAUGACCUGUUCCUUGUGGCAGUCCAUGAGCUAGGCCAUUCUUUGGGCCUAGAACAUUCCAGCAAUCCAAAUGCCAUCAUGGCCCCUUUUUACCAGUGGAUGGAUACAGAGAAGUUUGAGCUUCCAGAAGAUGAUCUAAGAGGAAUCCAACAAAUUUAUGGGCCACCAGAUAGCAACCCAAGUCCCACAAAUUCACUGCCAACUCUGACACCACGAAGACCAAAACAACCUGAGCGUGUGCCUCCCAAAACACCUGACAGAAAGCCAACACCAAGAGACCCUGAUCCAGGCAACCCGGACUCCACAGACGGCACCACACAAUACGGUCCAAAUAUAUGUGAUGGCAACUUUGAUAGCAUAGCAAUGUUGCGGGGAGAGAUGUUUGUGUUUAAGGGACUUUGGUUUUGGAGAGUUCGAAAUAACCGAGUUUUGGACAACUACCCAAUGCCUAUUAACCAUUUCUGGAGAGGAUUACCACCCAACAUUGAUGCAGCAUAUGAACGACAUGAUGGAAAAUUUGUGUUUUUUAAAGGUGACAAAUUUUGGCUGUUCCAUGAAGCAAUGUUGGAGCCAGGUUACCCCCGUUAUCUGAUGGACCUUGGUGCUGGAAUGCCUCGUGAUGGGAUUGAUGCAGCCAUUUGGUGGGAAAUUACUGGUCAGACUUAUUUCUUCAAAGGAGACAGCUACUGGCGUUUCAGUGAGGAGAGACGAGCAGUAGAUAAUGGCUAUCCAAAGUCAAUAAGUAUUUGGAAAGGAAUUCCGUCAUCGCCAAAGGGAGCUUUCCUCACGGAUGAUGGAGCUUACACACAUUUUUACAAAGGUACCAAAUACUGGAAAUUUAACAACCAGCUGCUGAGAACAGAGCCUGGUUAUCCAAAAUCCAUCCUACGUGACUGGAUGGGAUGCCGGGUGGAUGUUGAACCGGAUUUUACUGAGAAUGAGCCUAAUAUGGAUGUUGAUGAUGAUAAUGUUGAUGAUGAUGAAGAAGAAGAUCGAACAAAAGAAGAUAAGGAGAAAGAGAGGGACGAAGAGGUGGACAUUCAUAUUAAUAUCCCUGUGGAUGACUAUACCAGAGCCAUGAAUAUAGUGAUUGUCAUAGUCCCACUUAUUCUGCUGCUCUGCAUUCUGGGAUUGAUCUAUGCAAUCCUCCAACUGCAGAAGAAGGGGACACCGAGACUCCUGCUGUACUAUAAACGUUCCAUGCAAGAAUGGGUUUGACAUUCAUCCUGGUGCUUUUGCAAGGUGGCUCACCAAUGUGCACCACAGACAUUGAGUACAGUUGACACUGCUUCUCAGUUGUAUUUGUUUUGCUUUAAACGGCCCUGCUCAAUGGUGUUAAAUGAAGCAUUGGCCGUAGGAACCAUAAGGAACUUGGAGUAUUUUGACAUGGUCCCAAUGAAAUCGGGCUGAAAGAAUUUGUGAUGUGGUUUUAAGGUUUCAUACCCCUUUGCCUCCCUCCCCUUAACUAUGCUAAGUGGGAUGGUACAAAGUGAAGUCUGAAAUGAGGAAUGACUCCUUUUAAUGCUUCUGAAAGAGCUUUAUUGGCUAUAAAUGCACCAUACAGAACACUUGAAAUUAUUGAUAUUGUUUGAGCACAUUAUUCAUUAAGGUUAAUUCAUGAAUAAUUUCUAACUGCUACACUGACUUUAAUAUACUAAAAAUUUCUGCUCCCAAGUUGAGGAUUUUCUGAAUAUUGUCAAGGAUUAGCAUGUAAUGAAGGCAGAGAAACUGGUGAUAGUUACAAGUGAUGAAAAAAAUUGCAGCAGCCACAAAAGUUGUGUUUCUUUAUACCCUUAGAAUUAUUGCAUUUAGACAAAUUACCCCCAGAGAAUUUUAAUAAAAUUACCAUAUCAUUGGGAGAAAGUUGCUAUUCCACAGUAUCACUAAGGGAUAAAUACCAUAAAUUAUUAUAAAUGUGAGAAGCUUUUCAUUGGCUGUCUUAUAAUUGAGUUUGGUGAUUCUGUGAGAAGUCCUAAUCGGUAUUCUGAUUCUGUUGUGAUUUGACCUAUUAAAAGAAAAAAAACUUUACACUUUACUAGAUUUUAGUAGAGGACCAAAGAAAUCUGUUUGUUGACUUUUGAUAUCUUGCUCAAAGCUUUGCAUAUGUGCCUUUCCUAUUGAUUAGGUUAUUGCUCCUAUAAACCACCACCAUAGUCUAACAAGAGUCCUGACUUAACCCCUCAGAUUCAAAGCUGAGAUUCUUUAACUGUCACCCAAUUUCACUCUGCAAGGAGGAGGCAAAUCCAAUUAGCUGCAUAUUUGUCUCUCUCACCUUCUGACUGAUGAGUCUCUUUAAUUAAAAUAGAGCAAAGGUUUUAAUUGGUAAGAGUGGAACAAGCAAUUGCCUUUGAUCGGUAAUUGUGAAAAAAACAAUUGCCUUUGUGGAUAGUUUGGUCCUCAGAUGAAUAUUGUAUGUAUAAGUAGUAAAAAUGUCCUUGUCAGUACUGUAACGUUAUAGACCUGUGUCCAUAUUGGAUGCAGAAGUGUACCUGACUAGUGAUAAUUACUUACUGGAGUUUUUAAUGGGGAGCUAUCAAAAUUAAACUAAUAAUUUUAACCUUGAAUGGGCAUUGGACAUAUAUAAAAAUAAGAUGUAGCAGGAAUAGGGUUGUCACUUUCUGCUGUUAAGAACUCAAUCCUGGCAGAAUUUGCAAUUGCAGUUUUAACAUGCUUCAAAGAGAUUAUCAGAUCUGAAUGAAAUGCAGUAAAUAGCAAAUUUUACCUUGUAGUUUUUUCUAUUAAUUGUAGAAAAUUCCUAUAAUGUGUAGCUUCAUCAUCAUUAGUACACAAUCCUCUCAAUCAUAUUAUGCAGAACCAUAGGGUUCAGGUUCCACCAACGACAUUGAAUUGUAUAUCUUCACCUCUAAAGAAAAUUGGGACUCUUUGCAACAGCUAAAUGAACAUCAAUACCUGGAAGACCCAAAACUUAUUACGUUUAUUUUGAAAAUGUGAUUAAUUUUGGGCCUUCCAGGUACUUCUCAGCUGCACAUCAUCAUUAGCCUCUCCAAGUAAAUUUCAGGUUAAGUCAGGCUAUAUAACUAUGCAGUGUAUAGACCUACAGUAUUUUGAGCUUCCAAUUGAACAAGUUCUGCAUCAGCAACAUCUCUACCUCUUUUGACCUUCCCUGAAAUCCUAAGCAUAAUUUUAUUACCUUACUGCUCAUCAAGCCUGUCUCCUUCUAUCUUCUACAGAGUAUCUCAUUCAGAACAAGGCUUACAUUCUUAGUCAUACAGAAUUCUGAAUUCUCUGUACUGUACCACAGCCUUUUUAAGCUCCAUUUGGAUUGCCAGCUCGAAGAAAACUGAUUUUGCAGUUGUCUCAUCCCACAUUUCCCCCAGUCAUUAUCUCGUAGGAUGCAGUCUAUUUCCCCAAUAUUGAGUAUAGCUCAUUCUCUACUUUGUUACCAUGUUGCUUUCCUUGUGUGGUUGAAACCUCUCAUCGGCCAUGAAGAUACCCACAAUGGUUGUUUAUAUUCAUUCAUCAUUUGUGUUUCCAAUAUAAGUGCCUUCGGGACAACUUCCUGUUCAUGAGUCGUGUAAAGGAAAAGGAAAUCUACAAUAAACAUUUUCAGAAAUCCUUUGACAAAAUAGGACACAACAAAUUGGGUAGAAAACUAACAAAAAUUCAAUGCAAAACCUGGAAACAUAAGAAUUUGGUUGAUGUUCCUGUUGGGUAAAGACCAGAUAAGAUAAAUAUUAGAAUCCAUUGUCCUUCAACUACACUAGAACAUCUUAGUUCAAAUAUUAAAUGUUUUUUUUUAAAUCUUUAAAAAAUAUGAUAUUGGUUAAUGCAAUUAUAAUCAUUAGAGCACCUAGGAAGCAAUUGAAGAGGUUGAUAAAAUCUGUGAUAAAAGCAAACUGCCAGAAAUGCUUUGCGAGUAAGUCAGCAACUAAAGGGCAGAGAACAUUUCAGAUUGCUGAUCUUUCAUCAGACCUCUUAGGUAAAAUGACAGUCAAUAUUGUGUAUAGAUAUUUAUGAAAUUUGCAUUUGGAUGAUAUAUUCUUAAUGGUGUUGACAUACCCAAGUGUGCAGAUGGAAAGAGAGAUAAGAUUUUAGACAGUACACAAUGAGACCCAUUAUAAGAAAAAAAUGGUGAACUUUAUAACCAAUUAGUGAAUUAUGUUAGAAAGUAAAAGUAAAGUUGGAACUUCAUUGGCCAAAAGACAUUGAGAUUUCACAGGUGGUCCUCAGAAGAACCAUACCUGAUGCAAGAAAAUGCAGAUUUAACAAAGGUAUGGAGACAAUGGUCUCCACUUCAUCGAUGAAGCUUGAAUCUCUUACCUUGAUAGAAAAAGACUGAAAGGUGAGCUAUAUAAUGGAAAAAGAUAAAUUUCAAACAGAUCUUUGUUAAACACAAAUAGAAGAAAGUUCUGUCUGGUAAAAUAUAAUUUAGGUCCAAUUUUCAUAUAGGGUAAUUAUCUUUGGAUCGAAUACAGGGCAGGCAAAAUCAUUAGCAGACAUUUGAAAGCUGAAAAUAAAACUUUUUUCCUCUAGGUGGAUGAGCUAGAUCAAGCAAGUAGCCCUCAACCAUAAAGUUCUUGUAAACUUAAAAGUUCUCAGAUGUCAAUUCUGAAGCAGCCAGUCAAAUAUUCAAACAACCUCUAUGAUAAAGUGAUAAAAAGGAACUCUACUUUCUUCUGGAAGAAGAUCAGAUAUUGCCACGAAAGUUACAUCAGUUAAGAUAAAAAAGCUAAUUUUAAGAUUAACAAAUAGCGUUUUCAUAUUCAGUUAAUAUUUUAGAAUUACCUAGGGCUGUCCACUUAUUGGAUAGUCUGAUCCAAAGCAGUAAGUGUAUAUUCUGAUUGGAAUUCUGCACUGGUCACUAAGAGAGGACACUGAUUCCAUAUCAUACACUCCAUGUGCCUUUACAUUGAGCAGUUAUCAAAAUUUGGAGCUUUUCUAGUAGGGCUCUUCAUUCUAACCUAAAUGUUGCAGGGUAUCGAAGCAGCCCAAAAUUUCAAAAUUUGCAUUAACUGAUGGUCAGUUAAUUUCUUUUGCCUCUCUGUAGCACAUUGCUGUCAUCAGUCCACAGUGAUGUGGUGAUUUAUAGGUACCUUUUGAAUUUGGUGCUAACUUGGACGAAGAGGGCAGCAUUUAACAGUGACCUCACCAGUUUAUUAUAGCAUGAUCUGGGCAAAUUGUAGUUUUACAUUUUUAGGAAGGAGAUCAUAUAUGCUGGAUUUGUGUGGUGAAUCUUUUCAAAAUAAAAUCAAAUAACUAAAUUUGAGAGCAAUGCUGUCUGAAACUGGUUCCCAUGACCUCUUGUCCAAACCACCCACUACAAUACUGGUCACCAAAUAUUGCUAAGGUGCUUAAAUCGUGUCAUUCAAUGUAUCUAGAAAUGAUGCAAUUUAGAAAAAAAAGUUAGAAGUAUGUUUUUAUUUUUAAAAUAAAUAUGUUGUGUAUUUAGAUUUUCUGAAGUUCUUUUUUUAAUUGGUUCAUGCUGGGCGUGUGUUGCAAUUAAAUACCACAUAUGAAACUC